Messenger RNA from Prunus dulcis (almond), 3048 nucleotides. RefSeq lists its product as uncharacterized. The record is from RefSeq and is a predicted model, not a curated record. Lineage: Eukaryota; Viridiplantae; Streptophyta; Magnoliopsida; Rosales; Rosaceae. The transcript has a single exon. The coding region runs from base 1 to 3048 and encodes 1015 amino acids.
AUGGACCCUAAUCCAUUCCCUCCACCCGCAAGAGGGAGAAGGGGCAGAGGGGGCAAUAACCUUUUUGCUAACCAGGACAGGAAUAGACCGGGGGCAGACUGGAGAAAUCACCCAGAUAUCGAAGAGCAGGAAGGACACAGAGAAGAACCUCCACUCAGACCAUACAGAAUGGAGCCCAGAAUCGAUUACAUUCAGGCAGAACAGGGACAGAAUCCUCCCCCCAUCAACGCUCUGAAUGAUAUAGGGACAUUGCAAAGAAUGAUCAGGGAAAUCAUGGAACCCGAGGCCAGAAGAGGUGAAAGGCCUAUAUACAGGAAACCAUAUCCAGCCUGCAUCGAUCAAAUACCGUUACCUCCAGGCUUCAAAGUACCAAACUUCACCUUGUUCAACGGGGAAGAUUCCCAUGCUUCCUCAGUUGAACAUAUAGGCAGGUUCUCCGUCCAAUGCAUAGCUAUUGAGAACAACCCUUUGUUGAAACUAAGACUCUUCGGGAAUUCUCUCUCUGGACAGGCUUUCACCUGGUAUACUAGCCUGCCAGCCAAUUCUGUACAGACUUGGGAACAGAUGGAGAACGUCUUCCAUGACUACUAUUACAGGAUCCAGCCAGAAGUCACCAUCAGUGACUUGGCCGCCCUCAAGCAAAGCGAAGAUGAACCAGCCCAAGACUUCAUAACCAGGUUCAGAAAGCUUAAAAUGAAGUGCCGGAUCCCCAUGGAGGAAAGACAUUUCAUCCAGAUGGCCCAGGCUGCCCUUAAAAUCUCUCUCAGAAAGAGGUUCGACGGGAUAUUAUUCGGGGACCUGGCAGAAUUGGCUGAUAAGGCUUCCAAGUACGAAGAGCUGCUCAGAGAGGAACAGCAGCGAAGGAACUCCUCUAAAGGCACUUAUUACAAAUCCCCUUCCUCUUCGGUCCACCUAAUUGGGGUGGAAUCACAGGAGGACACAGAAGAGGCAGAAGAGAAGGAGGUUUCGGUGGCCGAAAUGGCAAAACUAAAACAUCCUAUUAGUUGCAAAGCCCUUACAAAGCCACCUAAAGACCAAAAGCCACCACCAUUCACGGGAGGAUUCGUUCCCAACAAGCCAAUACAGAACAAAGUGUACUCUUUUGAUUUAACCAAGGUUGAUGCUUUGUUCGAUGAAAUGCUGCUGCAGAAGGCAAUAGAAACGCCUCACAGAAUACCCAAGCCGGAGGAACUCAAAGGGAGACAGUACUGCAGGGGGCACAACUCUUGGAACCAUUCCACCAAUAGUUGUGUCGUUUUCAGGGACGUGAUACAAGAAGGAAUAACGGCAGGAAGAUUGAAACUGGCGGAAAAACCCCCAUCGGUCACGACAGAUCCUUUCCCUCAACCACAAGUCAACAUGGUUAACUUAAAUUGGCCAGAACAGAGGGAAACUCAGCCAAUGACAGAUACUAGUUGUAGCAGAGGCAGAAGGAUCAUAAGGGAGACCAGCCAGAAGCCAAGAGCCACCAUAUCAGCUGGGAUAGUCCUUUGUAGCAGGUGCAAGUGUGAAACAGAGCUAGAAGUCGUUCUAGACAAACAGAAUCAACCCACGCCUAGUGUCUUUGACAGGAUUGGAACCUCACCCCAGGGCAAAGCAAGGCACAGGAGCCAUUUCAGACCUUCACAAUACGGCGAAAGGAAGGUAGAACAGCACAGGAAGGAGACAUCAAUCGGGGCACCCGAGAAUGGAAAGCCCUUGGCAACAAUCAUAGAGGGCAGGUGGUAUUCCGUAGGGAAAAGCGGCAGGCCAACCAUGGAGCUAACCAGAACUCAGAGAAGGAGAACCCAGAGGCAAUACCGCACAUACCUCAAGAGCCAGGAUAAAACUCAGGUACAUAUAGAGACCAAUUCUUCCAGGAAGGGAAAGAAUCCCGAAACAAUGCCCCAGGCAGAACAGGAAGCUUGUCGCCCAAGAAAGCUACCGGAAGCAGAACCUCCGACCAGAUCUCCUGUCCAUCCAGCCUCCUCGUCUGGCAGUCAACCCAACACCUUGCAGGCACAAUGGAAAUCCGAGCCUACCCCGCAGCAAGGGAAAGAUGACCCCACGGAGGGAUAUGAAGAGGAACAGGUGGACUAUGGAACAUUUGCAGAAGGACAGAAUGAACCCCUCGGAACUGAAGAACAAGAUGAUUGGACCGAAGAAUACGGGGAAGAACUGAUGGAAUUUGGGGAAGAAUUGGAUGCUGAAACAGGGGCUUUUGGCGCAGAGUUAGAAGACUUACUACAGAGUGACCUGGGAGUUAAUAUGGUGUUCAUCCUGCCAGAAAAAUUCAGGGCCACCGAGGGACAGGAAAGCACCUUGGAAGGAGAUGUUUUCUCUCAGGAAAGCUUUGAGUGCAAACUGGCGGAAACAAAUGAGAAGCCAGAACAACAGGCAGACAGCCCCAGAACAGGCGGAACUGCCAAAAACCUAGCUACGGAGCGGUGUUAUUUUCCCAAACCAACCAGAGAAAUGGCAAACCAUCUCAGGCCUUUAUUUAUAACAGCAAACCUCGGAGGCAUCCCUAUUUCCAAAAUCAUGAUAGAUGGAGGUGCAGCCAUUAAUCUACUACCCCACAGAAUGCUGAGCAAAAUGGGCAGAACAGAGAGGGACUUGAUUCCAACACGUUUGACCGUCACCAACUUCGCUGGGGGCAUCACGAAAAUUCAUGGCAUCUUAGACGUGGAUGUCAUAGUUGGAAGCAAGGAAUUAAAAAUAGCAUUCUUUGUGAUAGACACUACUUCCACCACUUACAAUGCACUACUUGGCAGGGAUUGGAUUCACCAGAGCCUUUGUGUCCCUUCCACUCUCCACCAGCAGCUAGCACUAUGGAAUGAUGAAGGCCAAAUGGAGAUUGUAGAGGCCGAUCCACGGCCAUUCCUACCCUCUGCCAUGUGUCUUGAAGCAAGGUAUUAUCAUGACGACCUCGGUCCUUUUACUUUCUUUGGAGUCAACCAGACCGGCCGCCCCCAUGGUGUCACGGCCCAAAGGCUCAUUGAAGAAGGUCUAGCCAAUUCCAUGGAGGACUGGAAUAGACCUUUCUACGCUAAAAACUCUGAUGAUUAG